CCUGUCGGAAACUGCAGAGAAAGAGAAAAAACAAAAUGGAAGGUUGAAAUGUUAUUGAAUCAUGAAUAGAAAAAAACUGCAAAAUAACAAAACACAUCGUAUUUUUAUAAAGUGAUACAAAAUUUUAUACUGCCGUGGCUUUUGAGGGCUCGGUUGUCGUUGUUUUUUUAAACAACUGUGCCGGGAAUUGUGUCAACAACAAUGGAAGAACAUAUUGGAGGGUGUUGUAAAUGUCAUUCCUCGUCAAGUUAUGGCCAAAAUAUGUCCGAAAUGGAUUUCGCACGAGGCGUCUGGACCGCAGCGAUGGACGGGGAAUUUGAAAAGGUCGAGGACUACCUGAAUAAGGGAGGUGACCCCAAUGCUGUUGAUAGUUCCGGUUACACUGCGCUGCAUUAUGCAAGCCGCAGUGGGCAUUUUGCAGUUUGUGAGCUUCUUCUAAUGAAGGGAGCUUGUGCAAAUGCACAGACAAGGUCUGGCCAAGUCACGCCACUACAUAGGGCUGCCUACUGUGGACGUAUUGGAGUUGUAAAUCUGCUCCUUCGGCAUCAAGCAGACCCUACACUUUGUGAUACUGAUGGACAAACAGCACUCCAUAAAGCUUCUGAAAAAGGUCAUAAAGAAAUAGUUCAAUUGUUGGUGGACAGGAAUCCUGGGUUACAGCAGAUCAAGGACAACAGGGGAAGAACAGCAUUGGAUAUCAUCCCUCAGGGCUAAAAACAACAGCUGGCCAUGGACAUGUUAGCUGGCCGUUUUCUAGUCAUGAUAGCUGGCCAAAUUAGCUCGGUCAGUUUCUGGCUCAAAGUUAAGUUACUGGUCGAAAUGACCAGCAAGGCGAAGAUUUGAUCAGAUGAGUUCCAAUUCUAUUCAACGAUAUAUUUAUGUAUAUGCUUUCAAGAUUAUCUAGAGACUGAAAGCCAUAUUUUCCUUUAGGCUAUACUAACCCACUAUUAAAGCCAGAUUGAGUAGCUGUAUUAAAAUUAAUAAAUAUCUGAAUUUUAAUCCUAGAAAGUCUUCUUUUACUGCUCAAUUAUAUUACUUCUAAACACUUCUGAACAUGCCAUUCAAAUCCAUAUGGGUACUCUUGCACAAGAAUGCACACUUCGCUAGAACUGAGACUACAAAAUAAACCAAAGGCAUUUUAUGACUGGGGUGCACAGGCAACCCAGUAAAACGUUUUUAAUUUUCGCCAUUUGAAAAGCCAUGGAUAAUCUUAAUGCAUAGCAUAAACAUGCCCAACUUCUAAAACUUGUUUUCCUCUUCUAAAUGCCCAAAUUUAGAGUGUUUUUUAAUUUUGGAAAAUCAGGAACCGUACAUAGCUGGAAGGGACUGGACUUUACUUGCUGGAUUGUACGGAAUGUAUACGUUUUUUUUACGCCGUAUUUGCAGCAUCAUUGUAUAUAACUUAUGAUUGUAUCCAAAAUUUUGCACAAAAAAAAAACAAUUUUUAAAAAAAUCUUUUGAAUCGUGGCACUGGUUGAAGUCUUGUGAAGCCGGUCAGCGGCAAAUGUUUUUCAAAGGACUGUAAACAUAAUUUGCAUAGGUGACUCUGUGGAUCGUAACAGAAUUUUACGAAUAAUUUUCCUCCAUUAAAGAUGCUUUUAAGAUAAAUAAAUUUGAUGUUAUCUGGAUGUGACUGGAAUAGAUUGAUUGUGACUGAAUAGAUUGCAAGUGACUGGGCCUCAGUCAGUUACUCAAUCUUGAAUCAAAAAUUUUUUUCACCUUUUGAUUUGGCACCUUUUGAUUUGGAUAAUCUUAAUGUAUAACAAAAACAUACCCACCUAAAACUUGUUUUCCUCUUCUAAUUGCCCGAAUUUUGAGUGUUUUUUAAUUUUGGAAAAUCUGGAACUGCACAUAGCUGGAAUGGACUGGGUGGUUGGCUGGAUCAUAAGGAACGUAGACGUUUUUUUACGCCAAAUUUGCGGUUUUUAUAGUAUUUAAUGAUAUAUUUAUGUAUAUGCUUCAAGAUUAACUAGAGACUGUAAGGCAUUUUCCUUUAGUCAGAUCACGAAGCAUAAAGAAGAAGAAGAGUAUUAAGAUCAGGCAAUGUCUGGGUUAAUUGCUUGUGACAUAAGUACUGAACUGUACUUGUAAUACUUAAAGAAAUAUUCUAAAUGUUUUACAAUAAUGUUGGUAAGCUAACUUCCAGAUUACUAUUGCUACAUUGCCUAAAUAGCAAUAUAGCAAAGCAUGGUGCUAUCAAUUCAAAUAUAAUUUAUACAAGGUCUCUCAGUAUAUAUUGUACAAUGCAAAAUAAUUGUUAUGUAAUGUAUCCAUACUAUUCGCUGGACAUCAAAAGCCAGAUCAUUUCUAAAAUCCUUCUGAUUGGUCAGUUAUCUUAGAGGGUCUUUCCCUGCUAGCAGAGUCCUCUUUCUCUCCCUUCUUUUAGGCAGUGAAGAGGGAGACUCUGGCGAUGUAGAGCGUUUUGUUUGAUAAACUGCCAUUCACAAUCAUAGACAAACAAAACCAGUUUUAAGACCAGUUUUUAACGUGUUACAUGUAGUGCGCAUGAUAAUAUGUAACACAUCAUGGCACUAAACGUUGUUUGAUGAGAGCUGCUGUCAAAACCAUGACAGUGUUGCUAAGUUACACCACGCAGGCAUCACAAGUAUAACGUCCUACAUCGGCAGUCUAUUUUUUUCACUCCACCAAAACAAAAGGAAAAUAGGCUCUGCUAGCAGGGAAAGAGGGCCUGUUCAAAUGAGAUGAAAAUUACCAAAACAUUUAAAGAAAUGUCGAAGAAAACAGAGAAUCAAAAUGUUGCAAAGUCAUGAUAAUUGAGCAUCACAACUCUGACAGUUCAGAGAAAAACUUUCACUAGUUUGUGUUCUUAUUCGAACAUAACUAGAUAUGAAAAUUACAAGGGGUUCUAAGUUAUGGCAGUAUUUAACUUUGGUAUAUAUUCAUUUUACAUAGCCAAAUAAAUUGUUCAGUAUGUAUUAA
Actinia tenebrosa (Australian red waratah sea anemone) is the source of this 2940-nucleotide messenger RNA. RefSeq names its product cyclin-dependent kinase 4 inhibitor B. The record is from RefSeq and is a predicted model, not a curated record. Gene Ontology annotation, molecular function: protein binding. NCBI's taxonomy places the organism in Eukaryota, Metazoa, Cnidaria, Anthozoa, Actiniaria, Actiniidae.